AUGGAAUCAUAUUCAUCACCGGACAUUGAUGAGAAGCUUGCAUUGCUUCAUAUGGAAAUGGCCUCGUUGAGUGUUGAAUGCGAUCGUCUGUUGAAUAAGCAUUUGAUUGUUGAGAAGACGCUUUCGCAGAGCUGCACAGCUUGGCCCAACGGCGCCGCCGACACCUCAUCGGCCUACAAUACCGGCGGCGAGAGUUGCCGAAGUGUUUCGGUGACACCCGACACCACAUUCAUCCGCGCCAAUUCAAUUAGUCAGCCGCAAAAAUCGCCGCGAGGCCUACGACGGACCACAAAGUUGCCGAGUCCGGCGGUUCAGCGCAAAUCUCAAAAAUUGCCGAUUGUCGUUCUGCCGCAUGACGACAAACCAGUGCCUGUAAUUAAUAAUAAUGGUCAAAUUGACGAUUCGAAAGCGUCAUGCUCGAAAUGCUCGGUUUUCAAGGCGCCUAAAUCGGUGAUUGGCGCUCUAAAAGGGACGAGCCUUCGCAAAAUUUCAAUCGCCAAAAAUCUGGUGUCAUCGUCAUCGGCGGCGCCGCCGCCGCCGCCGCCGCCGCCAACCACCGAUGCCGUUGAGUAUGCGAAGCGAUUUCGAAUCCCAUCAUAUUCGGUCGUUUUGAAAGAUGAGACGACGAGAAAGAGCUCGUUUCGCUUCGCGAUUCCCCAAUAUUUUCGAACGACGCGCACGAAACCGACGAGUUUUGUCGUCGACACACUUCCCGAUGAUGAAAUUGAAGAAGUUGUCGAUGAGGAAAAAAUGGCCAGCAAAGAUAUCGCCGACACCGCAAUUCAUUACAAAUGGAAGAUAAAACGCCGAUGCGACGGCUCGCGUUAUAUAGUGAAACGACCGAUACGCAGCCAAAUAUUGAAAAAGCGAGAAGCUCAAUUGUAUCGAGAACGAGCGCCAAUUUCAACCGACGAUGACGCAAUGAGCGAGCUUAAACUUGGCAGAUUUCACACAAGAGAGGAACGAAAACGGAUUCUUGAAAGGGAGAAGCUGAAGAAGACGUUGAAAAUGCAACAAAAGAUGGUCGAGCGAGCGCAUCCGUCCGAGCAGGCGAUUCUUCAAAUAUCACAACAAAAAAUGGCGCGCGAGAAGGACAACAUGAUCUAUGAUGAGUUUGUGACAACACGCGAAGUCCUUUCGAGUCGCACACGACCAGGUGGAAUCCAUGGGAUUGUCUCAAUCACGACGGUGUAA
Molecule: messenger RNA, 1194 nt
Organism: Caenorhabditis bovis
Lineage: Eukaryota; Metazoa; Nematoda; Chromadorea; Rhabditida; Rhabditidae
Source: the annotation of a GenBank genome assembly